Molecule: messenger RNA, 2530 nt
Organism: Medicago truncatula (barrel medic)
Lineage: Eukaryota; Viridiplantae; Streptophyta; Magnoliopsida; Fabales; Fabaceae
Exons: 3
Coding region: 201-2063 (620 amino acids)
Biological process (GO): regulation of DNA-templated transcription
Molecular function (GO): double-stranded DNA binding
Source: RefSeq, a predicted model, not a curated record
UUGCAAUUUUUCAUAAACUAUACUUUCACACUCCUCCACAGUAGAGCAGCAGGUGAAGUUGACGAGUGCAGUUGGCUACACUCGAAUAUUUUGGCGUGACGAUUGAAAUCAUCAAACUCGCCAUUUUCACCAUCCACCACCGAGAAAGGGUGAGGUAACAUCCUUUUCAUAUUCUCCAUUUUCUGUUUCAUCAUUCAUAAAUGUUGAUUAUUCAUCGCCAUAGAUCCAUUUUCAAUCUCAAACCCUUAACUUUCUCACCAAACCCAAUAACCCCAUUACCAUUUUCUCUUCAUUUCUGCACCAACACUUCAGAUUCAACCUCAUUUUCUGUCUCAUACCUCAUCAACAAUUUUGGCUUUGACCCACAAUUUGCUUCCAAACUCUGCUCCACCUACAAGCUCCGUUUCAAGACUGACCAAAACCCUGAUUCUGUUCUCAAAUUCUUUAGAAACUAUGGUUUCUCUAACUCCCAACUACGUCGUAUCAUUCCCAAGGCACCAUGGCUACUCUCCUGCGACCCCUCCAAAAGGGUGUUGCCGAAGUUUCAAUUUUUUCUCUCCAAAGGUGCUUCUACCUCUGACAUUGUUAACUUUAUGAGUAAGAACCCCAGGAUCUUGUCUGUAAGCUUGAAGAAUCGUAUCGUCCCAAUAUAUGAAUUGGUUUAUAGAUUCUUGCAAUCUCACAAGGACACUAUUGCUUGUGUAAUUAGCAAUCCAGUUUUAUUUAGUGACCAUCUUGUGGCACAUAACAUCGCAUUGUUGCUUGAGAAUGGACUUUCCGACUCAAACAUUUCUAGAUUGCUUAGGGAACACCGUAGGACAUUGCACACAUGUGACAUUUUGAAGGUGGUGGAUGAAUUAAGGGAUUUGGGGUUUAAUCCUUCUAAAACAACUUUUGGAGUAGCAUUAAUAGCCAAAUCAUCAACAACUAAAGCCUUGUGGAAAGAGAAAGUUGAUGCCUUUAAGAAGUGGGGUUGGUCGGAUGAAGAUGUUCUUGAAGCAUUUAAAAAGCAGCCUCACUGUAUGAUAACAUCCAUUGAUAAAAUUAAUUUAGUGAUGAGCUUUUGGGUCAAUCAGUUGGGUUGGGAUGCUAAGGACAUUGCCAAAACACCGGAUAUUUUGUCGUUAAGUUUGGAAAAAAGGAUCAUUCCAAGAGCCACUGUCGUGCAAUUUCUCCUUAGUAAUGGUUUGCGAAAUAAGAAUGCAAGCUUAAUUUAUCCAUUCUUAAUGCCUGAGAAGUUGUUUCUUGAUAUGUUUAUAAAACGUUUUGAGAAUGCGGCUUCUUAUCUUUUAAAGCUGUACGAAGAAAAACUCAAUCUUGCACACACCAAGAACAAAAAUUGCGUGUUAUUCAUCGUUAUAGAGUCCUUCUACCUCUUGAAAUCUCACCACGACACCCUUGCUUGUGCAGUUCACAAUCGGAAUUUCUUUGGAGCCACGCGUGUGUCAAAUAAUAUCAAGUUGUUGAUCAAGAAUGGAGUGGCGGACUCAAACAUUGUAAGAUUGCUUCGGAGCCGGAGUCCGAUAUUCUAUUCAGAUCCAGGAGACAUGCUGAAAUUGGUGGAGGAAUUAAAGGUUUUGGGUUUUAAUCCUUCAAAAACAUCUUUCAAUCUAGCACUAAUUGCCAAAGCAACUAUAAACAAAACCCUAUGGAAAGAUAAAGUUGACACCUUUAAGAAAUGGGGUUGGUCUGAACAAGUUAUUUUCGAAGCAUUUAGAAGGCGGCCUGAGUGUAUGUUAGUAUCCAUUAAUAAAUUAAAUUUAGUGAUGAAUUUUUGGGUUAAUGAGUUGGGUUGGGAUGCUCUUGCCCUUGCCUUAGAUCCAUCAGUUUUUGGUAUAAGUUUCGAAAAAAGGACCAUUCCAAGGGCCCCAAUUGUGCAAUUCCUGCUAAAGAAAGGUCUGCGAAAAAGGACUGCAAGCUUAACUUCUCCAUUUAUAGUGCCUGAGAAGUUGUUUCUUGAUAAGUUUAUAAAACGUUUUGAGAACGAGUCUUCUUAUCUGUUAAAGCUGUAUGAGGAAAAACUCAACCUUGGAUACACCAUAGACAAAACUUGCACGCCAUGAUCAUAUUUUCAGGUACUGUGUUUGUUGUAACUCAUCAUUGUUACCAAAUGCAUUUGCCAAGUUGUUUAUUAGUCAUCAACUGCCACUUUUCCAUUUCAGGCAGCAGCUUUGUAGAAAUUAGUUGUCAAGUUGUUGUCCGGCAGAGACAAGUGUAAAAUUCCCGUGGAUAUAAUUUGAUGACCAUUCUUGAUUUUGAAAUCUGCUUAUCGUUUUCUUCAUCAACCAUUCUUGCAUUGGAGCCAACUGAUAUGUGAAAUUAGAAAAUAGUUUUCACAUAAGCUUUGUAGUUGUAGCCUUACUCUGGCUGUGUUCUUGAAUGCUAAUAUGCCGCAGUUCCAAAUACAACAAAAUUUGUUGUAACUAGUAGAAGAGUGGUCAAAAAUCUUUUUAUUCCCCCUCUAUAUAUAGUCAUAAACUAGUGAUGCAAUAUGGUGAUGUCAACUUUUUGAUUUUCUGAAAGGCACUUA